Molecule: messenger RNA, 1901 nt
Organism: Dermatophagoides farinae (American house dust mite)
Lineage: Eukaryota; Metazoa; Arthropoda; Arachnida; Sarcoptiformes; Pyroglyphidae
Source: RefSeq, a predicted model, not a curated record
GUUGUUUUUUUUAUUGCAUGAACGAGUUAAAUUCUAUUUAUAGCAAUCAAUUUAUCAAUGAUCAAUGAUGAUGAAAAUCGAAUCAAGAAAUCAAAUACAAUUCUUGCUGUUGUUGUUGUUGUUGUUGUACAUUUUUUUUUGCAAAUCGAACGAUUAAAUUUUUGUGUCAAUCGAUCAUAUUAUCGAUAAUCAGUGUAUGUGUGUGUGUUUUUUUUUGUCAGUUUUUUCCGAUGAAAUAUUUUGAACAAAAAAAAAAAUUUCCAAUAAAAAAUUAGAAUUUGAUAAGAUUUUUCUAAUUAUAGAAUUAUCAUCAAUAUGUGCGUGUCUGCGUGUCUAUGACAUGUGAAGAAUUAUUUUUAUUUAUAAUUUUAUUUUUAUGAUGAUGAUCGAUUUAUGUUAGAUUUGAAAUUGACCUUGUCAUUAUGAAUUCCGUCAUCAUUCAAUCAUCACACAUUAUGAUUUCUCCCAAAAUCAAAAUCAAAAAAAAAAAAAAAAUUCUCAUUGCGAAUCUGAUUAUCAUCAUCAAGAAUAAUAAUCAGAGAUGUCAAAAAGUCGGUGAAAAAGUGAUGGGGGAUGCAAUCGAUUGUGACGACCACGAUGAUGAUGAUUACGCCAAAUGAUUGAUCAGAUUUAUUUGGAUGAUGAUGAAAAUAAAAAAAUUAAAAAAUGGAAUCAAAUAUUCCAUUGAAUGAUAAAAUGCAAUAUAUAAUUGAUAUGUAGUAAAAAUAGUAAAAAAACAUCCAUGUUCAUAUCGGUAGCGAAGGCCACAAAUUAUUCUCAUUUGCACAUUUUCAAUCGAUUGAGAUGAAGGCAAAACAGAAAAGAAAAAGACGAAGAAGAGUAUGUAUGUUUUUUAACGAAUCCUUAUAUUUUGAAAAGGAGAAUAAAAAGCUCGAUCAAAUGUUUGCAUGAAAAACAUUUUUUUCAAAUUUUCCUAAUUUGUUUUUUCACCUGUUUUGUCGAAAUUUUUAAAAACAAAAAAUACUAUCGAUUAUCGACCGUCAACCAUCGAUUCGAUGAUUCGAAUUUCUGUAUUUUUUCUCUCUCUCUAGUUCGAUUGUUUUCAUUGAUUGAAUUAAAAAUGAUCAACAAAUCAUUAUUUUGGAUAAUAAAUUUAUUAUUAUUAUCAUUGCUAAUCACAUUGAUUGCCAUGAAUUCGGUGUAUGCGGAAUCACGUUAUCUAUUGAAAAAUCGAACAAAUUGUACGGAAAAUAAUCUGAAACAGAUUGAAUUGAAAGUUGCAAAAAUGAUGCCAAUUGGAACAUUUGCAAGAAAAUUGCCAGAAAAUUUCAAUCAAGCUAAAGGAUUUUGCAAAGAAUCAAUUCGUUUGGUACGUGAAACGGAACAAUUUUUUCUUCAUUGUUAUAAAAAAGAAAUGGUCGAUCUGGCCAAAAUUAUCAUCUAUACAUUGAAACAGAAUAUUAAACUUUAUUGUCGUAAAAAUACAAAACGUUUGGCAAAAUUAUUGACAGUGGCACCAUGUGUUAAUAAACACAUUAAUCGUGCUGAUCAUUGUAUUGGAAAUUUUAUGAAUCAAACAAAACAAUUGGUUGGUUUCAAAAAUGAUAAAGAUAAAAUUAAAUAUGCUUGCUGUAAUUAUGUUGAAGGAAUGAAAUGUGCACGUGUUGUACUCGACGAUGUUGUCUGUUCGGAAGAGAAUAAUGAUGAAUUAAUUAUGGAUUCUAUACGCGGUUUAACCGGUAAUUUUGUCAAUUUUGUUUGUGGUGAUUUUGAUGAAACAACCACAUUGUGUGAUCAACUUGGGCCACAGCCACCAUUGGAUAAACCGAUCACUAAACAAUAUUAUACGCCAAUUUUUUUGCUUGUCGAUCUUAUGGAAUCGAUGAAAAGUUUUCAAAGUCUUUGAUCCAAAAUUAAUAAUAAUAAAAUUCAUUCAUUCA